AUUGUGUCGUGAAUCUCCCCGACAGAUGGCGGGAAAAGGCCACAAGACGGGUAAGAUAGCCACACAUCAGUGUUGUCAUGGUGGAACCUGGUACGUGAUGCUGGAGGAGGAGGAAAUGAAGAAAACAUUAGACAUAGAUGUUGAUAAUGACAUACAGAUUUGCCCCAUACCCUACAGAGGAAUGCUUCUCUUCAACAACCUCAUACCACAUCGGAGCCUUCCAAACAUGUCCAAACAGAUAAGGUGGAGUUUUGAUCUGAGAUGGCAGAGACCUUCGGAACCUGUCGGAUUUUAUGGUAUUAAAGAAGGAAUACUGAUGAGAUCCUCGAAGGACCCAAACAUGAAGAUAGACUGGGAAGAGUUUAAUGGUUUAAACAGACAUAUUAAAGCUCAAGAAGUCAUCUCCGGAGAGAAAACUGAGGAGUUUGACACCACCAUACAGGGACCAUGGAUGAAAAAGUGGGAAAUCGUACAUGUUAAUCAUCAUGUCAAUGCACAUCGACAACAGGAAGGUGACCCUUCUAAGUGGACAAAGGCAUAGGUCAAAACAAGGUCAAGCCUGUCGUCCUAAAAUGUGGACCAAGGCUUAGCUCAAACUUGCCUGUUAUUUUAGCGAUAAAGUUAGCAUAGUGGAUAUUUAGACUUUUAAAGAUUUAAAGAAAUUUUAGGCAUAAUAUCAGCAUGCUUUUCUAGCUGCAUUUGAAAAUUUUAUAAAUCUAUAUGUACUUAUAAUUACAUACAGAUAUGUUUUAUAGAUACCUUGAAAAUUAUAUUAUUAUGAAGAUAUUUACUUACAUACAGAUAUGAUAUAUAGAUAUAUUGAAAAUUUAUUAUGAAGAUAUUUUUCGAUGACAGCAUUUUAUGUGAUGAUUUUUAAUUAAUUUAAAGCUACCCAAGUUGGAAUGGUUCUGACUAUAAAUCAGCUUUAUUUUACUACUGUAAAAGGUGAUAUUUUUCGCGGGGGGUUAAUUUGGUGAUUUCGAUAUGUAAACUAUACGCAUUGGGGUAAUUUUCGGGAUUGAUCCACCUUCAUUUGGAGUUUGAGAUAAUGCAUAUUGAUAUCAAAAUAAUAAGCAUCAGAAAAAUUUUUGCUAUCAAAAGGACUUCGUGUAAUUAGCGUAAAUUUCCCCCUCGCAUAAAUUUCCACGUUUACAGUACAAGAAAUCAUUUGCUGCCUACAGAAGUUUAAAAACCGAUAAAUUGUUAGAAUCAUUUGGACUAAAGCUGGCCUUGGAGACUGUACAAUAGUCAGCAUUGAUAUUGGUUAUUAUUAUAGAAUGGGUGUACUGUUGAAAUACGGAUUCUCAGUUGUGUUAUCAAUAUACAUUAUAUGAUAUCCAGUAGCUAGAUAUGUAUACAAAGUUUACUUUUGUCUUUAUAUUGGUAAAUACCUUACCCCUUAUGCAGUUCUAACUCUAUCUGCGGAUAUUUGUGAAGAGUAUAUGACUUGGAUAUUUUCCUAAGAUUAUACUAUGUCUUUGUUGUUGAUGUCUUACAAGUUCUCAGGAAAUUCAUGACUUCAUAUUUUAACAUCGAUGGCUUAUUUGUAACAGAGCUUUAUUAAAUACAAUGGACCUUUGUUCCUGGCAUGUCUGUAUACAAGGAUCGAGAUUGAUCAUUGUCUUAGUUAGCUCACCUCUCGAAGAGAAGAGGAGCUUUUUUGGUCACAACGGUGUCGGUGUCAGCGUUGAUUUCUAAAUUGCACCAAUUAAAACCUAACCAUAGUUAUUUUGACUAAAGACUCUGUUAUACUGACAAAACAUUUCAAACUGUUUAAAGUCAAACUUGUCACUAUAUUUAUUAUUACAAAAGUAAAUUAAACUAGCCAAUUUUGGCACCAUAUUUAAUCUUACUAAGGAUUUUAGUUAUCUUUACACAUAGUUCUAUAUAUAUAUAUGUAUGUUUCUUAUUUCACCAAAAACAUAAACUUUUGAAAGUUUAAACAUUUGAUCAGCAAGUCUGUACGUAUCAAUUCACAAAUAAUUGAAGUAUUUCAAUGAACAGAUAAUUGCUCCCCCCCCCCCCCCCCCCCCC
Molecule: messenger RNA, 2034 nt
Organism: Pecten maximus
Lineage: Eukaryota; Metazoa; Mollusca; Bivalvia; Pectinida; Pectinidae
Exons: 4
Coding region: 26-541 (171 amino acids)
Source: RefSeq, a predicted model, not a curated record